Cuscuta europaea is the source of this 1032-nucleotide messenger RNA. The record is from the annotation of a GenBank genome assembly. Lineage: Eukaryota; Viridiplantae; Streptophyta; Magnoliopsida; Solanales; Convolvulaceae.
AUUCUUUGACAUAAUUUCCCUCAUUCACUCCCCACCCCCACUAUAUCAUACACUUCAUUUCUGCCAACAUUUCUCUGUUUUCUUGCAGCCAUGGCAGUGGAUGUAUGCUCUGAUGAUGCCUCUUCCAGUCCAAGAAUUUCAUUCUCCCAUGAUCUCCGGCAAUCUGACACCGUACCCUCUGAAUUCCACCUCCGCUGUCUCCCCGAUCCUCUCCUCUUCGAACCCACCAUCGACUUCGAUUUCUGCACCAGUUUCAUCCCAGAAAUCUCCCCGGCGGACGAGCUCUUCGCCGACGGCAAGAUCCUUCCCGUUCAAAUCAAGAAACCCGCCGCGCCCUUCGCAGAUUCCAAAUCCCGGCAGCCCAAGAUCGCAAAUACCGAUGACAACAAGAAGAUGUUGAAGGAGUUCUUGUCUGCAAAUCCUGAGCCGGAGCUGGAGCCGGGAACUCUCGCGUCGCCGGCGAAGCACUUUUGGCAAUUCGGGCGGAGCAGCAGUCUGAACUGCGAUACCCGCCGAGGGAACAGCCUAGUCCGGUCGCUGCAGUUCCUAUCUAGAAGCAAUUCCACCGGUUCCGCCCCAAACGGCAAGCUCUCUGCUCCGCCGCCGCAGGCAGAGGCCGCCCGGAAGCAGAGAUCCAGACCGGAGCCGUUCCUAUCGCGUUCAGUUUCUUCAGUACUAUUCAACACUCAUAGACAUAACCAUUUGAUGCCAUCAAAGAAGACCAUGAACAGCCCAUUGAAGAAGAGCUGUAGCUUCAGAUCUUCUGGUUAUGGAGUUAGAGUCAUCCCUGUUUUGAACAUCUCACCUACUUACAACACAAAACAUACAUUUUUUGGUUUGGGAUCCUUGUUUUGUAAUGGUAAGUCUAAAAGGAAGAAGAGAUAGAUAGGAUAUUCAAAUAAUUCAAUGAAUCGCUUAAUCAUACCUACACAUUAUUCAUAGAGUUCAUAAAUCAGAGUUGCAUAAUCGAUACUUGUAUUUCAAGGUUUCUGGCGAUUAUUUCUGAUUUUUUAAGAUUCAAUACUAUACACG